GUGCAAUGGGUUUUCGAUUUGUGCUGUUGGCUGUUAUGGGAUUGGGCGCCAUGUAUAUGAUGCAUCUGCUGGCGCAGGAUUGGAAUCGCAUACGUCCCAUACAGGGGCUGACAAAUCUGGCGGGACAAGUUACAAACGGUCUGAAUAUAAACCGUUUGCCUGCGCUGGUGGGACAAGCAAGCACAUUCGCCCAAGGAUUAGCUGGACAGGCUAGUGGUGCCUUUCAACGUGGUAAGCGCUCUGCGCUUGGCUGGGUGCCUGACAGACAGGAUAAGGGAGGCGGUGUAGCUACAGAGCACGCCGUGGCCUCCAUUGACUGGAAGCGCAUACUUGCCCGCGAUCCUUUCGAGUGCCUGCAAUCGCUCAUCUGUCAGCUCAUGUCAGGCGCCGAAGCGCAGUCCUCAGAAGCCGAGAUGCUUAUGGACUAUCUGGAGGCCUCGCUGGAAAUGGCGCCAGUCAAAAUUGGACGAGCCUUCAGUCGUGGCCUCGCGCUGCGCGGCAAUACCGACAGAUGCUAUGAUGAGUAUCCCUUCUGCUUGUACUCGGCCAAGACCAUGUUGCGCAUACUGCGCUGGUUCAGUGAAACGGGCGGGACAGAUUUACCUGCUGAACAUUAA
Messenger RNA from Drosophila busckii, 617 nucleotides. RefSeq lists its product as uncharacterized. The coding region runs from base 6 to 617 and encodes 203 amino acids. The transcript is spliced from 2 exons. Lineage: Eukaryota; Metazoa; Arthropoda; Insecta; Diptera; Drosophilidae. The record is from RefSeq and is a predicted model, not a curated record.